GCGGAAAUGCCACAGAUGCCGAUGCGCUGGUCGGCGUGGUGGCCAAUGUGGGAGGGGGUGUCAUCAGUGUCAGAACCAAUGGCGUGGUGUCAGCGUACGAGACACGACACGACGCGUUGACACGAGGACUGGAGCAGUGGACGUACAUGCUGGGUGAUGGGAGUGCCAGUGGGAAUACACAACUGGAGCUGAAGUAUCGCAACAGCGGCAAGGAUGUGCAAGGACCCAAGGUAUAUGCAGGUGUAAUGUGA
Sphaeroforma arctica JP610 is the source of this 251-nucleotide messenger RNA. RefSeq lists its product as hypothetical. The record is from RefSeq and is a predicted model, not a curated record. The annotation marks the transcript as partial. Lineage: Eukaryota; Ichthyosporea; Ichthyophonida. The transcript has a single exon.